GGGCUGCGCUCCAACGUCCUCCUGUCCUUCGAUGACACCCCCGAGAAGGACAGCUUCAGGGCCCGCAGCACAAGCCUCAACGAGAGGCCAAAAAGUUUAAGACUAGCCAAAAAUGCCAAGCAAGGCUUGAAUAACUCUCCUCCAGUGAAAGAGCUGAAAGAACCCUCUGCAGUUGAUGCCUUCCGGUCCCGCAGCAUCAGUGUGUCUGAACAUGUGGUUCGCAGUCGGAUCCAAACCUCCAUCACCAGCUCCAGCCUGGGCUCUGCAGAUGAGAAUUCAAUGGCUCAGGCUGAUGACAACCUAAAGAAUCUGCACCUGGAGCUCACGGAGACCUGCCUGGACAUGAUGGCUCGAUAUGUCUUCUCCAACUUCACUGCAGUGCCUAAGAGGUCUCCUGUGGGUGAGUUCCUGUUGGCUGGAGGAAGGACCAAGACAUGGCUGGUUGGUAACAAACUGGUGACCAUCACUACAAGUGUUGGAACAGGGACAAGGUCCUUGCUUGGCCUGGACUCUGGAGAGUUCCAGAGCACCACAGAAUCAAGCUCAGACCCUGUUUUGCAAGUGAGGCAGACAAAAGAAGCCCCAGCCAAGCUGGAAUCUCAGCCUGGGCAGCAAGUUUGCAGGAGCUCUCGCAGCAGAGUUCGAUCCAUGUCGGGUGGCCAUGCCUUACGUGUUGGUGCCUUGGACAGCUCAGCCUCCCAUUUCCCCAGUGGCUCAGCUUCCCACGGGGCACAGGGUGCUCCUGCCCCUGCAGCUCGCUCAGAGAAGACUAAUCCUGCUCCACAGACACCUCUCCAGAAAGAAAAGGCAAACUUGGCUGCCUAUGUCCCUCUGCUGACACAGGGCUGGGCAGAGAUCCUGGUGCGCAGACCCACAGGUAACACCAGCUGGCUGAUGAGCCUGGAGAACCCUCUGAGCCCAUUCUCCUCAGACAUCAACAACAUGCCCCUGCAGGAGCUCUCCAAUGCCCUGAUGGCUGCAGAGCGCUUCAAGGAGCACCGGGAAACGGCUCUCUACAAAUCCCUGUCCGUCCCCUCCUCCAGUUUACCCACAGGGACAGCCAAACCCUCCCUCCUGCAGCGCUCCAACACAGUGGCCUCUUUCUCUUCCAUGUACCAGUCCAGUUGUCAAGGGAAGUUGCACAGGAGCAUAUCCUGGGCAGAGUCUGCUGUGGUGCUGGAGGAAGGGAAUGUGGGGGAGAUGGAACUGAAGGAAACUGAAUCCCCAGUGGAGUCUCCAGAGAGUGAAGACAUGGAGACGUCGUGCUCCGAACACAUCCUGAGUGAGGAGAGGUUUGGGAAAGCACAGGAGUCCUACAGCAGGUCCUCUUCAACCUCCAGCCAAGAAGAUAAAUCCAUGAAGUCAGAAGACCUGGUAGAGGGUGGAAUUCCCAUUGGGAGAGAGGAUGGCAGGACACUGGAGGAGCUCUCCUUCCAGCCAUCCCAACCCCUCAGCAAGUCCAGCUCCUCCCCAGAGCUCCAGACCCUGCAGGAAGUGCUCAAGGAUGCCAACGGCAGAGAAGUGCCGAGGAGGCUGAGCUCGGAAGUGAAAUCCAAGUCCCAGUCUGGAAACCUGGAAGGGGAAGGGCUGGGCAGCUGGCUGGGCCGGGGGGAGGACCCCAGGGUGAUGGGCUCAGGGGGGUUGGAUGGCUCUGGAGCUGCCACCUCCCCUCGGUCGCCCUCGGGGCACCGUCCCCGCGGGUACACCAUCUCAGACUCGGCCCCGUCGAGGAGAGGGAAGAGGAUUGAGAGAGAUGCCUUCAAGAGCAGGACAGCAGCUUCCAAUGCUGAGAAAGUGCCUGGCAUAAACCCGAGCUUUGUGUUCCUGCAGUUGUACCACUCCCCGUUCUUUGGAGAUGAAAACAACAAGCCCCUCUUGCUGCCAAAUGAGACGUUUGAGAGGUCAGUGCAGCUCCUGGAUCAGAUCCCAUCCUAUGACACACACAAGAUUGCAGUGCUCUACGUUGGGGAAGGUCAGAGCAACAGCGAACUCGCCAUCCUGUCCAAUGAACAUGGCUCCUAUCGCUACACAGAGUUCCUCACUGGCCUGGGGAAGCUCAUUGAGCUCAAGGACUGUCAGCCAGAUAAGAUCUACCUCGGUGGCCUGGACGUGUGUGGGGAGGAUGGGCAGUUCACCUACUGCUGGCACGAUGACAUCAUGCAAGCCAUUUUCCACAUUGCUACUCUGAUGCCCACAAAGGACUUAGACAAAAAUCGCUGUGACAAGAAGAGGCACCUGGGGAAUGACUUUGUUUCCAUCAUUUACAAUGACUCUGGAGAGGACUUUAAACUGGGAACAAUAAAGGGGCAGUUCAACUUCGUGCACGUGAUCAUCACACCCCUCGACUAUGACUGCAACCUGGUGACGCUGCAAUGUCGGAAAGACAUGGAGGGGCUGGUGGACACAAGUGUUGCCAAGAUCAUCUCUGACAAGAACCUGCCCUUUGUGGCCCGGCAGAUGGCCCUGCAUGCCAAUAUGGCUUCCCAGGUCCACCACAGCCGGUCAAACCCCACUGACACCUACCCCUCCAAGUGGAUUGCCAGGCUGAGGCACAUCAAGAGGCUCCGGCACAGGCUCCGUGAAGAAACACAGUACCAGAGCCCAGGCCUCCCCCUGCAGAUGCACCCCCCUGCCCCCACAAAGGCUCCUGCCCAGGUGCCCCAGGACCCCCCUGCCACCUAUGAGACAGGGCAAAGGAAGAGGCUCAUCUCCUCUGUGGAUGACUUCACCGAGUUUGUGUAG
Acanthisitta chloris (rifleman) is the source of this 2742-nucleotide messenger RNA. Its product is annotated as tuberin-like. Gene Ontology annotation, molecular function: GTPase activator activity. Gene Ontology annotation, cellular component: nucleus; TSC1-TSC2 complex; cytoplasm. Gene Ontology annotation, biological process: negative regulation of TOR signaling; negative regulation of insulin receptor signaling pathway; negative regulation of phosphatidylinositol 3-kinase/protein kinase B signal transduction. The record is from RefSeq and is a predicted model, not a curated record. Lineage: Eukaryota; Metazoa; Chordata; Aves; Passeriformes; Acanthisittidae. The annotation marks the transcript as partial. The transcript is spliced from 18 exons.